AUGCGGCUUCUUGCUGGGCUGCUGCUGGCUGCUGCCUUGAGCCUGAAGAUAGCUGCAUCCCAAGCCAUGUGGUGCCACCAGUGCAAGGGCUUCGGUGGCUGCUCCCAGGAGGCCAGUUGCCCUCAGGACACCACCCACUGCAUUGCCAUCGCCACACCGGCGCCCAUCAACUUCCCGGGCGUGCCUGUGGUCACCAAGAUGUGCUAUCGUGGCUGCCCCGACAGUCACUCCCUGGGCUUGGGCCCCUACGUGUCCAUCAUCUGUUGCCAGGCCAGCCUCUGCAACCACGACUGA
This is a messenger RNA of Tupaia belangeri chinensis (Chinese tree shrew), 294 nucleotides long. It is a transcript of the gene SLURP2, whose product is annotated as secreted LY6/PLAUR domain containing 2. Gene Ontology annotation, cellular component: plasma membrane. The coding region runs from base 1 to 294 and encodes 97 amino acids. The record is from RefSeq and is a predicted model, not a curated record. Lineage: Eukaryota; Metazoa; Chordata; Mammalia; Scandentia; Tupaiidae. The transcript is spliced from 3 exons.